UCCACGCGAUCACGGGAAGAGAGACGCAGACUCUAAAUAUACCGCAGUAGUUGUCGUCAGGGUCUGUAUUGAAACUACGACCUCCUGUAUACCAGGCGAGGUAGUUAACAUCUCACCACCGUGGUGAUGAUGAUGAGAGAGACACUCACAGACUCCACAUCCACAACGGGCAUCGUCAAGGUCGGGGAACGAACCUGCGAUCUCUUGUAUACCAGGCGAGGGAGUUAACAUUCGGGCAAGCUCCACAUCCUCUCUCUCACAAAAGGAAAUCCGCGUCACCGCCUGCCGCUAGAGGCUCGCAGCGGAGCGAUAAGAAUCAGCAGCGAUCGUUAAACCGAAACUCAAGGACAGGGAAGUCUUCAGACCCGCGCGAACGGGAAGCAAGGAGCUUGGUGGCCUCGGGGGAGUUGUUAAGAGACACACCGAGGCUGUGUCUGUGUGUCUGUGUCUGUCUGAGGCUGCCUCUGUGUCUGUCUGAGGCUGUCUCUGUGUCUGUCUGGACCAGGCUGAUCGUGGUGAAGACGGUGAGUCGUCAUCCAAGUGACACAGCUCUCUCUUCAGUCGGCGCCGCUUAAGCGACCGCCACGGGGAAUGUCCCAGAGCGGCUUGGCGCAACCGACAGCGAAGAAGUCGCAGCGCAGGGGAAGGAAAAUCACUGACGGCGGGCGGAGGGGCCUAAAAAAUGAAUCUUCCAUCGUGUUUCAUCGCCUUUCAAUCGUUCGCGACGCUGAUACUUACCUCUAAAAGUGCGACGAUCAGCAAUGUUCUACGAGAGGUUAUCAAAGACAGAUGUAAUGAAACAACGCACUACUUGUCAAGACGUGGCUUGUGUUGUGAGUUCUGCCAAGCAGGUAGCAGGAAGGUGAUGGAUUGCGAAUCCGACACGAGCGGCACGUUUUGUACGAGUUGCGAGCCGGGAGAAGACUUCACGGACGAACCGAACAGCUCCAACGAGUGCAAGAAGUGCACCGUUUGCAACGUGAAUUUCGAGAAAAUCGUGAGCAGAUGCACCACCAGGCAGGACACUCGCUGUCGCUGUAGAGACGGCUUCCAGAGGGCUGCCCCAUCGGACCCCUGCACGGACGCGAAGGGAGACGCAGACGUUGCUGGCGCUAUCACCGGUGCUGUCAUCGGUGCUGCCAUGCUCGUCAUUCUACUUGUGGUGACCGUGGGCCUCCUUCUCUACAGAAUCUGCCAUAAACGCUUUCCCUGGGAAAGGAGUCGUAGUACAAUUCGGAGGACAUCUUUGAAUACGGAUGAAGAGCUUUUGAAUCUGUUGCGAAAUCAUUCACUGCGCAGUAAUAUCUCCAGUCAUGAUGAAAUGAAUAGAGCAGAGGAAUUCAUCAGUCAAAUGAUCACGGAAUUUGAAGAGGGAAACUGGAAGGACGUCGAGAGGGAGUUGCCGGAGUUGCGAGAGUGGAUCAGCAAAACUCCCUCCCUUUUCCUGCACGAGCUGAAGAUGAGGAAUGUGGUUACGGAAGAGGAGUACUGGAGGGCGUUUACAAUUCCCGACGCCACCAUACGCGCGGACUCAAUCCUGUUUCCCGUCAUGAUACGAGGGGACGUCAAGUUCCGAGAGCUGCUGGAGAUACUCGAACUACAGCGGAGCAGGGAACGCCAUUUCCUGGACAUGCUGAAAACGAGCCAUGUGUGCUCGCCCAAGCUGAACCCCAACUCGGCACAUCGACAUCUUCAAAUUUCUGCCGAUCUCAGCACAGCGACGUGGAACCAGGCGGCUCAGCAUUACUCUGAUCAUGCAGAGAGGUUUGAGUGGUGGCCAAUAGUCCUCUGCUUCGAGACCUUUACGUCGGGUGACCACUACUGGGAAGUGGACGUGAGAGUCUCUAAAAACUGUUCUAUAGGCGUCGCACGUGGGUCGAUUCCUCGGAAUUGUCAAGAAAAGUCUGGCAGGCUUGGCUCUAACGAGUCCUCUUGGGCGUUCAUUCAAUGGGAUUUUAAUUUCAAAGUAGCACAUGACAAACAACGCAAAACCAUUACAGAUGUUCAGCUUUUGGAGAGAGUCGGCGUUCACUUGGACUUCAACGCAGGAAAACUUUCGUUUUACAACGCCAGCACCAUGGAGCUGUUGCACUCAUUCGACGACAUUCCAAGUGGGCCGCUUUGUCCGGCUAUGCAGGUGAAGUCGGGCUCAGUCGCGAUUUACGAAGCUCAAACAUUGAAAAACCUGGCUGUGGAUGAAAGCAGAGAAGACAUUCAGAUUUUUGAUCACUUUGCAAACAGUAGAGAUCAUCACACAAACAACACCGAUGCAGAGAAGGGUGACAGCGAAGAUGCAUUGCUCAGAACGACGACGGAGGAAGCUGCGGUGGCACGAGAGUUGAUCGGUAGGAUCCCUGCAAUGCUACACCACGAGUUGCUCGUCCAGGAUCUCAUCACGCAAUCUGAGCUCUCGGAAGUAUAUUCGAUACCCCGCGCGUCAGCACGAGCUGACUUCAUCAUCAGCCGCCUCAAUCGCAAAAGCAGAAAGAAGCUGCAACUCCAAGAGAUUCUGCGUGAACAUCGUGAAAAGCAAGAGGCAUUCCUGAAAAUGCAGAGCGAGUCGAGCACUUGCUCACCGACUCUGAACCCAAACACGGCACAUCGGAACCUCCAGAUUUCUGCCGACUUUAAAACCGUCAGGACGUCCACACACACUCAACCUUACCCUGACAACUCAGACAGAUUCGACCACUACCGAGUGGUCAUUUGCUCUGAGAAAUUCUCAUCGGGUCGCCACUACUGGGAGGUGGACGUGAGAGGUUCUGAGAAAUUCAACAUCGGUCUAGCGUAUGAUGCGAUACCACGGAAAGGUGACGACGAAGCCUGUAAAAUUGGGUUCAAUGAAGUUUCGUGGUGCCUUAAGAAACGGGGCAACACCUACACGGCGGUACAUAACGAGACAGAAACAAAACUGUCAGUGCGAGAUGCUCCCAAAAGAGUCGGGGUUCACCUGGACUGGGAGGCGGGCGUCUUGUCAUUCUACAGCGCCGACUCCAUGUCGCUGCUGCAUCGAUUUCAAGGAAAAUUUGAUCGAGAGCUGUACCCUGCAAUGGCCGUGCUGUGCGAAAGUCUCGCAAUAUGCCCGUUGCCUUACUUAGACGCUCGUCGUUAGCGAUGAGAGGCUCCUAUCAGAGCGGUCCCCCAUGCGACCCCUGUAUGUAUGUAGAGUAACUCCCUGUACAACCGCGAGGGUUCAGGUUCCUGAAAACCCUCGCGGUUGGUAAAGUUACAGGGGGCCUAUGGGUUCAAGGGGGUUAUGAGAACCACAGACGUGGUCAAACUCGUCAUAGCUUGACUAAGCUGCUGUAGUAAUUCAUAUUCUUAGCUCUUUCGGUAAAGUCACGUUGAAGGGAAACAAUUUUCAAUGGUACAGUAA
Messenger RNA from Petromyzon marinus (sea lamprey), 3376 nucleotides. The record is from RefSeq and is a predicted model, not a curated record. NCBI's taxonomy places the organism in Eukaryota, Metazoa, Chordata, Hyperoartia, Petromyzontiformes, Petromyzontidae.